AUGAGUACGGCAAGUGCUAUGCCUACUCCUAUGAUCUCCUCUUUGCAGUUACUGUCUACAGGUUCAGAACAAUUUGAGGAUCCGAAGCUCUUCAGACUGUGGCCUGACCUGAGUUUUGCUGUGAGGAAGGUUUCUCAAUUCAUGCACAACCCUUUACUUGCUCACUGGAAGGCUGUGAAGAGGAUUUUACGAUAUCUUCAAGGAACACAAGAACAUGGUUUGCUUUUACAUAAAUGCAAUGACUAUAAGUUGUAUGGUUUUUCUGAUUCUGACUGGGUAGCAGAUCUAGAGGAUCGGAGGUCUGUUUUGGGUUAUUGUGUAUUCUUCGGAGCUAAUUUGGUUACUUGGUCUUGCAGAAAACAAACAACUAUAAGUAGGUCAUCAACUGAGGCAAAAUUUCAAAGCCUGGCAGCCUGUGAAGCAGAUAUUACAUGGGUGAAGAAUUUGCUGUCCGGGUUGAAGAUUGCAUUGACUACUGCUCCGUCUAUAUUUUGUGACAAUUUAAGUACUAUUUUGCUCACUGCAAAUCCAGUCUUACAUGACAAAAUGAAGCACUUUCAGUUAGAUAUCCAAGUUGUUCGAGAAAAGAUCAACAAUAAAUCAUUACAAGUUGUACAUAUUUCUGGAAUUGAAUAA
Molecule: messenger RNA, 636 nt
Organism: Arachis ipaensis
Lineage: Eukaryota; Viridiplantae; Streptophyta; Magnoliopsida; Fabales; Fabaceae
Source: RefSeq, a predicted model, not a curated record